Messenger RNA from Hemibagrus wyckioides, 2883 nucleotides. RefSeq names its product RAB11a, member RAS oncogene family, like (gene rab11al). NCBI's taxonomy places the organism in Eukaryota, Metazoa, Chordata, Actinopteri, Siluriformes, Bagridae. The transcript is spliced from 5 exons. The record is from RefSeq and is a predicted model, not a curated record. Gene Ontology annotation, biological process: neurotransmitter receptor transport, endosome to postsynaptic membrane; exocytosis; melanosome transport. Gene Ontology annotation, molecular function: GTPase activity; GTP binding. Bases 313 to 963 code for a protein of 216 amino acids. Gene Ontology annotation, cellular component: axon; transport vesicle; postsynaptic recycling endosome.
CGCAGGCAAACAGGUUACUGAGCAACGCUUUGAUUUAGAUGUUAAUUAACAUUAGAAGUAAUAAAUCUAAAAAGAUCUGUAAUUUAAGAAGCGCUUCGUGGCGCCGCAAAGUCAGUUUUGUGAGCAAUUCAUCAAGUUUUUGACAUGCGCUUUCUUGACUCACCCUGGCGACUUUGACUGCAUCGGAUCUUCAUGACAAGUUGCUUUGACGUUAGCUUAGCCGGUUAGCUACAAGUAGUGUCACCUCACUAUUUUACACACUUUUUUUUUAUUUUUCCUCAGUUACCUGUCGGUCCGAACAGCUCUGAAGUCAUGACGGGUAGAGAAGAGGAAUAUGACUAUCUUUUCAAAGUGGUGCUAAUCGGAGACUCCGGAGUCGGGAAGAGCAACCUGCUGUCCCGCUUCACGCGCAACGAGUUCAACCUGGAGAGCAAGAGCACCAUCGGCGUGGAGUUCGCCACUCGCAGCAUUCAUGUAGAGGGCAAAACGAUCAAAGCCCAGAUCUGGGACACCGCAGGCCAGGAGCGGUACCGCGCCAUCACCUCAGCAUACUACCGCGGCGCUGUCGGCGCUCUUCUGGUGUAUGACAUCGCGAAGCACUUGACGUACGAAAACGCCGAGCGCUGGCUGAAGGAGCUGCAGGACCACGCCGACAGCAACAUCGUCAUCAUGCUGGUGGGCAACAAGAGCGACCUGCGUCACCUUCGAGCCGUGCCUACGGACGAGGCCAAGGCGUUCGCAGAGAAACAUGGGCUUUCCUUCCUCGAGACUUCCGCUCUGGACUCCUCUAACGUAGAACUCGCCUUCCAGACCAUUCUCACAGCAAUCUACCGCAUCGUAUCUCAGAGGCAAAUUUCCGGGCGCAGCGACACCGACUUCUCCCCCAACUCUAAAGUCGUGCCCAUCACGGUGCAGCCCACACAGAGCUCGGCCAAGCAAAGCGCCUGCUGCCAGAACAACUAAGCAGCCACCGUAGCACAAUGGGAUUAUGGGUAAAAACCGACAUAAGGCUGGCCAAGGGGGGUUGCAAAGUUUGUUUGUCAAGCACAUUAAGACCCCCACCACUACCACCACCACCACUCCACCCCUUUCCCCUUAAUAACACAUGCAGUAGGUUUUAACGGCUAAGCCCCUAAUUCAACAAGUUAAGCUUUUAACGUAGCGACAGAAGUGAAAAGAAAGAAUUGUUGUUUUGUUUUUCCUCCACAGACUGAUUUAAAGUUCUUUUUUUUAAAUAUUUUUUACACUAAUUAGAAACGACACUAGGGGGACUAUUUAUGUCUGCACACGUUUUGCAGGAGUUCCAGUUUAUAUCACCAGCUAGUGCUAACAACGUGCUCAAGCCUAUGCAGAUGGAAAGAGGGUGCUACAAUGAAACGAUGAUAUGUCUAUUUUAACCACUACACACUGGGUCUAGUUUUUAUUAAAGUCUCCUGGAGGAAACAUUUUUUUUCUUUUUUCUUUUCUCUUCUUCUUCUCCUCCUCAACGGAUCCUUGAAAAAAAAAAAAAAAAUCGACUUCCUCUCUAUGACUGCUGCGUCUGCCUGUAUUGUUGAUUUGUAAGAUGACUCAACUAGCGAAAGAACCCCUGUAUUUAUUUGCUGCAUUGAAACAUCUGAGAUGACACUGUUCACAUUACAUCCCGAUAGCCUGUGGAUUUUUUUGUUUUAUUUAAACACAUUGUUUUAUUUAGAUGGUGUUUUCUGGUCUGUUUAUGAUAUUUAAGGGGUUGAUUAAUUGUAUUCUCUCCAGGGUGAGUAAAGUGUAAAGUGAACUAGUAACGUGUCUGUUUUAUUGUUUUUUUUUUUUUUUAAGUUAUUGAGUAAUGUUAUGUGGGGAAAGUUUUCCUGAUCCGUUUCCUUUUGGGUCAUUUUUAUUUUGUUUGUUGUUGUUGUUUGUUUUUUUUUUGGUCGUUAGGUCUUAUGUUUGAGUGGAUCAGCUUUAGAGGCUUUUCUAGGUGUCGUUUUAUCAGUGAGUCAUUUAACCUGGACUAAGACGGAGGCAUUGAAACAGGAAGGCAGAGGCAGGCUCAUCCCUUUACGUGGACGGAUUAUGUUGCAGGACUGAGCAACAGCGGCGCGCUGAGCUGCUCACUGAGGAGUUUCUGGUGUACUGGAAGGGGCUUGUCUUACUGUAAGUGAAGUCCUCAUUGCCCAUCCCUAUAAUAUACUGUAUGUAACUUGAAGAAAGCCAUACCCUCCGGGAUCUCUGUUAAUUGUGUCCCAUCUCUCACUCCAUUUCUCUGUUCUCCCUCCUUUUCUCUCCGAUUGGAGUCACAGAAAGGAAGUUCAUGGUAGGUCAGAUUAAAGGGGAAAAAAAAAAGACAUGUUGAAGGUCAUUUAUCUCUAGUUUUCUACUGCAACGUCCAGUUCCUGUCAAUUAGGAAGCCUCUUUUUUAAUGAAAUUACAGCCCUGUGAAGAACCUGUGACGUCCAGCACUCGUCACCGUCUUCUUUAACAUGGUUCUCAAAAACAGCAUGGUCCGACCCGUGUGUCCAGGUUACAUUUCCCCCCAAAACCUCUCAACAAAUAUAAUUACAGUUCAUGUGACUGCAAAAAAAAAAAAAUUUUUUCCCCUCCUCAAAAUGUUCCUAGAAGAUUAAAUACUGCACCAAAAAAAAUGGAAAUGCUUUUAAUUCAAUGAAAUGAUUGUCCAAUAAUCUUGGGAAAGAACACAAACCUCUCCUUCCAUCUCAUGCACGAGUUUAGAAACCGAAAGAGAAAUGGAGGAGGGGGAAAAAAAAAGGAAAAGGAAGAAAAGUGGCUUGUUUUUCUCACAUUAGUGGCAUUUCUAUAUGAAGGGAUGAAAUGUAAGAAGGGACUUUAUGUUGAUGAAUAAAUCUGUAUAUAUGGAUAUAAAUAAACGUUCUGUUUUGGCUUUUA